This is a messenger RNA of Strongylus vulgaris, 489 nucleotides long. The record is from the annotation of a GenBank genome assembly. Lineage: Eukaryota; Metazoa; Nematoda; Chromadorea; Rhabditida; Strongylidae.
AUGACGGCCAUAGGAGCGCCAGCGGGCGCUUCAACAAUGACAGCCAUUGGAGGAGCACCAGCGGCAUCAACUAUGACAGCCGUAGGAGGAGUACCAGCGGCAUCGACUAUGACUGCUAUUGGAGCACCAGCAGCAGUCAAACUUUUUGGAUUAAGAUCAACGAUAACAACUAUAGGAGCACCAGCGGGCGCCUCGACAAUGACAGCUAUUGGAGGAGCACCAGCAGCAUCAACUAUGACAGCCGUAGGAGGAGUACCAGCGGCAUCGACUAUGACUGCCAUUGGAGCGCCAGCAGCAGGAGCAUCCACGAUGACAGCUGUAGGCGCACCAGCAGGAGCUUCUACUAUGACAGCCGUUGGUGCACCAGCCGGUGCAUCAACAAUGACGGCUAUCGGAGCACCAGCAGGUGGAAAAUCUACUAUGACAGCCAUAGGUGCACCAGCGGGAGCUUCAACGAUGACUGCUAUUGGGGCACCAGCAGGUUGGAGC